AUGGCGACAGUGCAAUCAUCUGGCCUGUCGAGCCUUUUACGGGGAAACCUCCGCCCGGAGCCACGGAUCGCUGCGAAGAGCUCAGCCGGCCCGGCUCCGUCGUGCCAUACGAGGCAUCCGGUGUGCGCCAUUCGCGCUCGAGCCGACGGUAGAAGCAGGUCCGGAAGAUUUGCCGCUUCUUCCGCAGCGGCCGCGUCCAGCACCUAUAGUAUCACAGUGCCCGACGAGGUGCUUGACCUGCCCGCCAGCUCGGCCCUUCCGGACCUGCCCGAGCUGCCCAAGUUUUCUUAUCCCACCAGGGAUGCUGCCCCCACUUUUGAGAAACCAGGAUUCAGCAUGCCCGAAUUCAAGAAGCCCGAGUUUACCAUGCCCGAGUUUAAGAAACCUGAGUUUGAGUUUAGCCUGCCGGAGUUUAAGAAGCCCGAGUUUAGCAUACCAGACUUCCAGAAGCGACAGUUUAGCCUGCCCGAAUUCAAGAAACCCGAAUUUUCGCUGCCCGAAUUCAAGAAGCCUGACUUUGCACUGCCCGAUUUCAAGAAACCCGACCUUGCGCUGCCCGAGUUCAAGAAGCCUGAGUUCUCGCUACCCGAAAACCUUUCAGAUUUGAAGGCGCCUUCCUUCUCCCUGCCCGAAUUCGCCAAGCCAGAAUUCAAGCUGCCCGACACGUCCGAGCUCCCUCUCCCUAAAACCGACUUCAAGCUGCCCGACAUCCCCACCCCAGAGUUCAACCUGCCCGAAAUCCCGCUUCCAGCCAUCCCCAUCCCGAGCCUCCCCGCCCCGCCAAGCAUCCCCGUGCCGAAGCUAACCGUGCCUCGGGCGAUCUCCGAGCCUGUCGAGAACGCAGUGGCGGCGGCGACCGCGUCGGUUGCGGACUCGGCGGCGGCGGCGGCGGCGGUGGCGCAGCGCGAGUACCUGGCGGCGUACUCGGCGCUGCGCGAGAGCGUGCCGGCGGACGCGCUGCCGCUGGUGGAGAAGGUGGAGGCGAACCUGGCUUCGCUGUGGGACGCCGCUAGUGGACUGACCAAGGAGGUGGCCGUGCAGGUGGCGCUGCUAUCAGCGGCGGCGGUGCGGGCAGCGUAUGGGGCGGCGGGCUUUGAUGCGGACGACACAGUCGUGGCUGCUACGCUCAUCACCACAGCCACGCUGCUGCUCGGAGUGGCGUAUUGGAGGGCAGCGUACGGCGGGUAUUCAGGCAACCUGUCAGCGGAGGAGGCACUGGCGGUGCUCAAGGAGAGCAAGGCCGUGCUGGUCGACAUCCGCCCUGAGUUCCUGAGGGACGAGAACGGCAUUCCUGACCUGCGCAGGGGGGCGCGCUUCAAGGACUGCAGUGUCAAGUUCGAGAAGCUGGACGGGCCUCUGAGGGGGCAGGUGCGCAGCCCAGACGUGGUGGAUCUGCAGCUCAUGGCCGCUAAGAUCAAGGGCGUCAGGGGCGUGCAGAAGGACACGCAGGUGAUUAUAAUGGAUGAGAGCGGCAGCAACCUGGCAAAGGAGAUCGCCAGGGGUCUCUCCAGAGUGGGCUUUAAGCGCUCGUACGUGAUGGAUGGGGGCUUUGAUGCCUGGGUGGCCAGUGGGCUGCGAGUCAAGCCCAACGAGCCCGAGCGUGCAGCGGAGGUCCUCAGGAAGGAGUACGAGGCGUUUGUGGAGGACGUGCAGCCCACGCCCCUGGGAGUCGCCACCGUGGUGCUCGGCACUGGAGUCGGCAUCUUCGCCCUCAUCGAGUGGGAGCGGUCGCUGCAGCUGCUGGGAGUGCUGGCAGUGGUGCAGUUGAUCUACAUGCGCGUCAAGACGUACGAGACUGAAGAGGACUUGCAGCGGGAUGUGCGAGCACUGCUGACGCCCUUCUCGCUCGCAGCAUCAGCAGCAGGGUGGGCCCUCGGCACCUCCUCUUCUGCCUCGGCAGCACCCAAGCCACUUCCACUGACGCGCUGGCGAGCCGCCACGGACCGCUCCUCCGUUGAUUCUCGGCCUCAGAUCGGAAUUCAUCUCCUGUUCAGCUCCCUCUCUCGGAUCCGCCAUGGCAAUAUCGGCCGCCAUUCGCGCUCCCAGCGUUUCCAACCUCACACGGGCCUGCGUCAACUGUGCAAGCAGACGCGGGCCGGGACAGAUAACGACAGCGUGCGCGUCAGUGACAUGCCAUCCCAGGUGCACGCUUCGGCUCGCGUCCAGCGACGGUCAGCCAAGCGCGGGCCGUGCAACGUGUGCGGAACUGGUAAGCCUUUGAAAGCCGUGACAGUACCGACCGAUAAGCCCCAAGGCAGCAGCAGCAACACCAACGGCGGGCUUUGGGGCUUAGAUAAUUCAUUAGGUGGUCUACUGACUCCCGAAGCUGAUAUCAACGUGCUCUCCUCCCCUUCCCUGCUUUUCCCCGGUCCUGGCGGCGUUGUUGGCGGCGCUGACAACGCGCUGUACUUUACAGAAGACGACGAGGAUGAGGAGGAAGAGGAGCGGCUGUACGACGCUGUGAGUCUCAGCAGCAGCAUCAGCAGCAGCGGCGACGACGUGAGCAGCGAGGGAGGGUUCAGCCGCGUGAGCAGCACCGGCAGCCUGUCCGGCCUGGAUGACCGUGUACGCGUUAAAGUGCAUCCGGGCCGAGCGGACAUCUUUAACGGAGCGGAGCAUCUGAGACUGCACGCGGACGGCAUGAUGGAGCUGCGGCGCGUCAAGGACGGCGUGCCUGUGCUUAUAACCGCGGGGAGAGUCUCCCUCCCCGACACCUGCCGUGACUAUAUCGAGUCGUGCGAGAUCACCGUGCUGGACGAGUCGAUCGGGGCCGUCCAGCUCAAGUGGAUCAACGGCUCUGCGCUGCGCGUGGUGGCGGCGAGCCCUGCGGGCGCGGAGAAGGGCGACCUGUCCGCGCUGCCCUUCGACCGCGACCAUGGCAACCCCGCCUCCGACCCCUCCUGGGCCAAGAAGCUGGCGUGCGGGUUCGUGUGUGAGUUCAGCGUGGCGCAGCACGCGGAGCAGGAGGCGCGCGGAAUGGCGGAGGUGGAGCUGGACAUGCGCGCCGCGGGGUACUGGUUCGGCGGGGGGCACUACAUGCGCCAGCACUGGCCGCUCAACCGCGGCCAGUUCGAGAUGGGCCCCUUCUUCCCGUUUGACAACGGCCCAAACGGCACCAACACUCUACUAGCCCCGCAGUGGAUGACCUCACGUGGUCUACUCGUGCUGGCCAAUCCCGACACGCCCUUCCUGCACGUGGGGCUGAACGCGCCCCACGUGGGUCCCCACGACGGCUGGAUCCAGCGCUCCUGGGGCACGGGCGUGCAGAACCUCGCGCGCGAGUCGCUGCCAGCGGUGGAGAACGGUACGGGGGACGGCAUGCUGCGCCUGCAGGCGCGCGCCAGCUACCGCACCGUCGAGAUGCUGCACCCGCUGAGGGACUGGAUGCCCGCGCCCUGGAAGGAGGAGCAGGCCAAAGACCAGCGCCUGUGCCUGCAGUUCGCCCUGUGCGCCACGGCCAACGUCAAAGAAGCAGCCGAAGCGGCUCUCGAGACCCUGCCGCGCCCGGCGAACCCGCCGCCGCGGGAGAUGGUGGAUGCGCCGAUCUGGACGACGUGGGCGCGGUACCAUGCCAAGGUGACGCAGGCCAAGGUGGAGCAAUUCGCCCAUGAGAUCGUGGGGCGCGGGCUGGCCCGGUCCGUCAUGGAGAUUGACGACAAGUGGCAGACCAAGUACGGCGACUUUGACUUCGACCCCGUCAAGUUCCCCAACCCCAAGGCCAUGGUGGAGAUGUUGCACGCGUUGGGCUUUAAGGUGACGCUCUGGAUCAUGCCCUUUGUGGAGGAAGCUUCCGCCGCAUACCAGGAAGGCGCGCCGAAAGGCUACUUCAUUUCAUCCAGCGCACCGGCCACCAAGGGUUUGAAGCCGGGCUUCUUCAAGUGGUGGCAGCCCGUGCCAGCAGCGGCCCUCGACGUGACCAACCCCGAGGCAGUGGCCUGGUUCGUGGGGCGCCUCAAACGCCUGCAAGCAGAUUACCUCAUUGAUGGCUUUAAGUUUGACGCGGGGGAGCCGUGCUUCCUCCCCCCGCACUUCGUCACGCACAAACCCAUCGUCACCCCGGUGGAAUACACACGGCUGUAUGUUCAAGAGGUGGCGUCGCAGUUCAGCUACGCGGAGGUCCGGACAGGGCACAAGACCAGCAGCGUGCCGCUGUUGACGAGGAUGGGGGAUAGAUUCUCCACGUGGAGCACGGGGAACGGGCUGCGGAGCGUGAUUCCCACGCUGCUGACGUCGGGGAUUCUGGGGUACCCGUUCUGUUUACCCGACAUGGUGGGGGGCAACGCGUACUUUGGCAACAAGCCGGACGUGGAGCUGCUGGUGCGGUGGGCGCAGGCCAACGCGCUCAUGCCCGCCGUGCAGUUCUCCAUCGCCCCCUGGGACCUCAGCAAGGAGGCCGACCGCCUCUGCAAGGCCGUGCUCGAGCUGCGGGAGAAGGUAGCGGGCACGAUAUUCAGCCUCAUGGAGGAUGCAUGCUCCAAGGCCCUCGCCCCCGUGUGCCGCCCCAUGUGGUGGCUCGACCCUGACGAUGCCGAGACGUUCCCCAUAGACGACCAGUUUGCGAUAGGCGAUGACAUCAUAGUGGCUCCUGUGGUGGUCAAGGGGCAGAAGAAGCGCGACGUCUACCUCCCCAAAGGCACAUGGUGCGAGCUGCUGAACCCAUCCAACACGUUUGAGGGCCCCACAUGGCUGGAGGAUGUGGAAGCGCCCCUCCACAUCAUCCCCAUAUACUGCCGAGUCGUGCCGACCGACAUUGCAUCACCAAACCAGGAGGGCGGGCAGGAGAUGUCAGAGCAUGCAAGUGCAAUGGUGCCGGUGCCCGUUCGGAUAGAAGACGCAUCGCUGGUGCUUGCUGAUAGUGAGUCUCUUGCGGAGAGCUCAGCAACACAGACAGUAAAAUGCUAA
Molecule: messenger RNA, 4902 nt
Organism: Closterium sp. Yama58-4
Lineage: Eukaryota; Viridiplantae; Streptophyta; Zygnematophyceae; Desmidiales; Closteriaceae
Source: the annotation of a GenBank genome assembly